AUGUCGCGAUUGCCGCAUGUCUGUGGUCUGUGUUUGCUGCUGAGGAUUUGGCAGCUUUUGGCCUUGGCCCCGUUCAGAAUGAGUGGGCGAGUGGGUGCCAGGUGUCAGAGAUGGGUGACCUUGAGUGCGGCCUUGCGGUGGGUUCUGCUAACCUCACUGGCCCCGGUUAUUCUGUGGAAAACUGCCGCCAUGUAUGAGGCCACAAAUGUCCGGCAUUCGGCGAUCUUCAAGAUAAUUGCAGUGGCCACAAUGGUGGGCGAUGUCUGCAUUUCCCUGGCUCUUCUGGGCACCAACCUUUGGAACCGCAAGGAGUUGGCCAAGCUGGUGAGUGGCCUGGCCAGAUUGCAUCGCCGCCGGAGACUGAGUUGGUGGUCCACGUUGUUCCUGUGGCUCAAGUUGUUCCUAUCCCUCUACCAACUCCUCUGCAAUGUGCCCUUUCUCGAGGGAGCUGGAAGUCGUCUGCCGUGGUACCAACUUCUGGCCUAUGGAGUCCAGCUCUAUGUUGAACAUGUGAGCAGUGUCUAUGCGAAUGGAAUCUUCGGGGGUAUGCUGCUCAUCCUGGAGUGUUACAACCAGCUGGAAAGAGAGGAACCUCCUCCAGAUCGUCUUUUGCAAAGGGAACGCAGCUGGCUGAAAUUGGUCCAGAGAUUUGUUGACGUCUUUCAGCUGGGCAUCUUUCUCCUGGUUUUUGGUAGUUUCAUCAACAUUCUGGCCAACAUGUACGCCUUCAUGUCCUACUUUGUGUCGCUGCAUGGGGUUCCCCUGACCAUUUCCAAUAACUGCCUUAUUAUGGCAGUCCAGCUUUACGCAAUGAUUUUAGCAGCUCACCUUUGCCAGGUUAGGUCGGCUCAAUUGCGAAAAGUCUGCUUGAACUUGGAAUAUGUGCCCGCAGGACUGACUCUGGAAAAGGCCAUGACGACUUCAACACCAUUUCCUUUGGUCUCACCCACCGGCAGUGUCAAGUUUCGUAUUAUAGGUCUCUUCACCUUGGACAACUCGUUUUGGCUUUUCCUGGUCUCAUAUGCCAUGAACUUUAUUGUGGUUAUCCUGCAGUUUAGCUUGGAGAAUAUGAAACAAGCUCAAACUUAA
This is a messenger RNA of Drosophila rhopaloa, 1089 nucleotides long. It is a transcript of the gene Gr89a, whose product is annotated as putative gustatory receptor 89a. Gene Ontology annotation, cellular component: membrane. Gene Ontology annotation, biological process: sensory perception of taste. The coding region runs from base 1 to 1089 and encodes 362 amino acids. The record is from RefSeq and is a predicted model, not a curated record. NCBI's taxonomy places the organism in Eukaryota, Metazoa, Arthropoda, Insecta, Diptera, Drosophilidae. The transcript has 2 exons.